Messenger RNA from Hydra vulgaris (swiftwater hydra), 899 nucleotides. Lineage: Eukaryota; Metazoa; Cnidaria; Hydrozoa; Anthoathecata; Hydridae. The record is from RefSeq and is a predicted model, not a curated record.
AUGUCAUGAUCAUAACGAUAAUGAUGGAGGAUUCAAACACAUUCUAUAUUUUUGAAAAUUGAAUUAUUUAAAGUAAGAUUUGCAAUAAGUUUCUUUGCAGAAAACAGAAUGUAUUGUAAAAAAAACGAAAGAAAAAGUGAUUCACAUUUUCUAUAUAUUAUAUGUAAGUCAAACGAAAAACAAAAAGCACACAGAAAAAGAACGAACAGAAGAUAUACAACGAAAAGAAAGAAAAAUAAAUUUAAAAAAGAUAAAAAAAAGAUUAAAGACAGAGUAUAAUAAUAAUAAUAAGUCUAUAUCAUGCAAAUAACUUUGUGUUCUAGAUUAAUUGUUCUUUCAAUUUCCAUCUCAAUUUGUUCUACUUUAAAAUGCUAUACAUGCACUUCAAGUUCUUUAAAAAGUUGCAAUGUUAUGCAGAAACUAGAGAAAUGUACUCAGAUCGAAAAUACUUGCUUAACCAUUCAUCACACCGUCGUAAUAGAAUCUGGUAACAAAACAUUGAGUAAAACGUAUUAUCUUAAAAAAUGUGCAAAACCCACUCAGGAAUGUAAAGCUUAUUAUUGUAACCAGCUUCUACAUAGUAAAGAAUGCACGGCGUUUUGCUGUAAUCGAGACGGAUGCAACAAAUCAAUCAACCCAAUUGUUGUUAGCGCAAAGCAUACAAGUUCUACAGAGACUUUGAUGCCGUUUUUUUUGAUGCCGGUUUUUUUGAUGGUUUUAACUGCUGUUAUUAUGCAAUAUCUAUAAAGUUUUGUUUUAUAUACAAUAACGCUACCGAAAUACGCUAAAUAUAUUAAAUUAGUAUGGUAACGAUAUACUAUUUAAAAAUAAUAUAAAUAAAAUAUAAUAACAAACUUUAUUUGUAUAUAUAUCUAUUUGUAAACUAAACCAAUAAAAGU